ACACUAAUGUCCGUGAAAAAAUUCCGUUCAACAGCUACUCUAACUUUCUUUAGUUGUUUAUUUAAAAUAUAUUUAUUUAACGAUUGAAAGUGUCUUUGCAAUAUACGUCCGUAAUCUUGACACUGCGUUAUUUUAUUUUAAGUAAAUAACGCGUGCACGUCUGAUUUAAUUAUUAACAUGUGUUUAUACAUCAACAUUUAGACAUUAUAUUAUAUAUACAACAUACAUUUAAAUAUAUAUAUGUACAACAUAAAUUUAAUACUCGCAAACGAGGCUAGCUGACCAAGUGUGUUUAUAAAAAGUUAUUUUUUAAGUUCGUAAUGGCUGGAUUUACCGAAAGUGCGUUAGUUAAAAAAUUGUUGGAUCUUAAUCCAUCUCAACAGAGUAUUCAGACAUUGUCAUUGUGGUUAAUUCAUCAUAGAAAACAUCAUAGUACUAUUGUUAAAGUUUGGUACAGAGAAAUGUGCAAAGCCAGAGAUAAUAGGAAGUUGAUGUUCAUGUAUUUGGCGAAUGAUGUAAUACAAAAUAGCAAGAAAAAAGGUCCGGAGUUUGGUAAAGAGUAUGGUAAUUUUUUACCAAAAGCUUUUGAACAUAUGAAAGGUUUUGAUGAAAAAACACGGGAACGAUUGAAUAGAUUGUUACAAAUUUGGGAGGAACGUGGCGUUUAUGACAAAUCACAAAUUUUAGAAUUUAAAACGGCAUUAGAUUCUGUUAAUGAACCCAUCAAGGAACCUGGUACUCCCCCUCCAAGAAAAAAACCUAAACUUGAUGAUAAAACUAAAGUGAAGACGUCAGCACCCAAAAUAGAGAAGAAGGAAAAGAAAGAAAAAAAAGAAAAAAAGGAACGUAAAAAAUCGGAGACUGAAGUUGAAGUUGAUGGUACCAAAGAAUUACAUGUGACAUUGAGCCCUAGAACACCUGCUGGUGAUCCUCCAGAAACUGAAGAACUUAUAAAAGCUUUGAUGGAUUUAGAAAACACGGCAUCAUCAGACGCAAAUGUGAGAGAAAGAAUAGCGUCACUACCUCCAGAAGUAUCAGAAGUGUCUUUGCUUGCUAAUUUAGCUGAUCGUUCAGCAGCUGACCAGCUGAGUAUUGCAGUUAAUGAGGCUGCUACAUUGCUUGCUGAUUACAACGGACGUUUGCAAGCUGAAAUGGAGGAUCGUCGAAGACUAUUGACAAUGCUCAGGGAUUAUACUUUAGCACAAAGACAAUUGUUACAACAAGCACAAACUACACUUGACGAUUAUAAAGAAAAAUUAAAAAAAAUAUGUGCAGUACGUGCUGAAGUUAAAUCACACAUUUCAAAUUUACCAGAUUUAACACAAUUACCAGAUGUUACUGGUGGCUUAGCACCGUUACCAUCAGCUGGAGAUCUUUUUUCACUUCACUAGUAUACGCCUUUAUUAAUAAUAUUAUUUUUACAAUUAAUUAGUUAAUUAUUGAUAUUAAAGUCGAAGAAAUUAUAAAAUAUAUAUAAAUGUAUUUACGAAAAUUAAAAUCAUUGAGCGAAAUUUAUUUUUAAAGCCAAGACUCAGUAUCAGUUAACUGUCAAAUUAAUCAGUUGAUUAAUUUUUAUUAUAUUUUCAUUAAUAGAGACCAUAAACUUCCUCAUGACGCUGUGAUUUUUUUUUUUUUUUCAAAAUAUAUUGAAAAAAAGAAAACGUUUAAUUGAACAAAAAUAAUUAAUUAAAUUGACAAAUAAAUGAUAAUUAGAAUCGUAUCAAUGGGAGCUUCCUAAAGUAUAUAAUUAUUAUUAAAUCAAGAUUUAAGUAAAUAAUUUAAUGCUGAGAAUGAAAGGAAAAAAUGUAUUUUUAAUGACUGCGAAUGCUUUUUAAUAAUCAUUACAUUAUUAUUAUUAUUCCUAUUAUUAUUAUAAAUAUUAUUUUAAUAAAUCAAUGAAUUAUUAAUGCACACGUAACGAUGUAAAGAUAUUUUUACUCGUCAUGAGGUAAUUGAAUUAAAAUAAAUUUGUUUGUAUGUUAUAUUUACAAAAAAAAAUCGUUUGUAAUUAAUAAUACGAUUAAUUACUUAGUUUUAUUAAUAAACUAUUGUUUAUUAUUAUUACUUAGUUAGUGAAUUAUUUUUAUCAUUGAUAUAUAUUUCAUUAUUAAAGUAUCAGUUGUAUAUUUUUUGGCUAUGAUUUGAUAGUCUGUUAGUUGUAAAUAUGUAUCGUUAAAUAAUUAAAUAAAAAUCAUUUUUUAUUAUUAUUUUCAAUCAUACGCACGAUUUAUUAAUUUUUAUCACUAUUAUAUUUUUUAAUCGUGUAAAUGGUUAAUAAAAAAUUUGAAAAAAAAACAAUGUUUGAAAAAUUAAUUAAUUGUAAUUAGAAAUCUAAUAUUUUAUUUUAUUUACAUGGCUGAUUUUUAACAAACAUUUAAAAGUGAUCGAGGAAGACGUGGUGCCAAAUUUCGAUUAAUGAUAAACUAAGAAAAUUUUAAGUAAUGACUCGAUUGAAUUUAAAUGUGCGCAUGUAAUAAAAUGAAAAAAAUUACAAAAAUAAAUAUAUUAUGAUAAUAAAUUUAAUAAUUAAUCAGCCAUUUGCGUAAUGUCAUGAUUAAUUGGCGGUAUAUUUAAAGAUGAUAAAUUAACUACUGUGUUAUUAAUUAAUUCUCAGGUCUCGUGUGGAUGCGGCGGUCGUGUUGGUUUGAGAAUAAGUUUUCCAGUGUCGUCACAACUCAUAUUAAAAUCACGCAAAACACUUCGUGCUCGUUGUGUUAUUAUACUUGGGGCAAUAACACGCCCGUGGACACCUAACAUGAAUAAAAUUACU
Microplitis mediator is the source of this 2770-nucleotide messenger RNA. Its product is annotated as regulation of nuclear pre-mRNA domain-containing protein 1B. Gene Ontology annotation, molecular function: RNA polymerase II complex binding. Gene Ontology annotation, biological process: mRNA 3'-end processing. The transcript is spliced from 5 exons. Lineage: Eukaryota; Metazoa; Arthropoda; Insecta; Hymenoptera; Braconidae. Gene Ontology annotation, cellular component: RNA polymerase II, holoenzyme. The record is from RefSeq and is a predicted model, not a curated record. The coding region runs from base 321 to 1391 and encodes 356 amino acids.